AUGGCGAAUAUAAUACGACCCCGUACAUCAUGUCAAAUGCUAAGACCUUCAUUAGCGGACGAUGAUGUUGGUCAUGAUAAACAAAAUAAGAAAUGUUUUUUAUCAAGAAGUUUUACAUUUAAUAAUGGAGAGACAAAAUAUCAACAACAACAACCAGAACAACAACAACAACAGCAGCAGCCACGAAUAAUACAAUCAUGUUUACCAUCAACAAUGAAUUUUCAACAAAAACCACGUUUAAGUCGUAGUUUACUUAGUAAUGAUAAUUGGCGAGAAGAAACAAUGGGUGAUGUUCGUGUUAAUACUAAAAUUAUUGAACAAAGUGAUCGAAAUAUUCUUUAUGGCAAAGGUAUUGAUCCAUUACCACAUGUACGUGAAUUACUCAGUGAAUUAAGUAAUACAGAAGCUUUUCUUUAUGCUCGACAAUGUCGUGUUGUUGUUGCUAAAUUACGUUUAUGUUGGAUUGAUGUUAAUGAAGAAAUAAAAUUUUUAUUAAAACAUAAAGAAUAUACUGAAGCUUCUAUUGAACAUAUUCGUAAAGAUUUAAUUAUUAACAAAGAAAGUGUUAACGUACGAAAAAAACCAAAACGUGAAGCGGAAACUGAUGGUGUUGAUGAUAUACUUGCUGCUGAAAAACAUCAUUUAUUACAAUUGAAAAAGAUUUUAGAAGUUAAUUGUCAAAAUAUUGUUGAACAAAUGCAGAAACUUGAUGAAAUUCGUCAUCGUAUUAAUAAAAUUGGUAAAGAACGUUCAGUAGUAACAGAACUUAUAUGUCAAUGUUUAACAAGUGCAUCAAGAGCAUUUGAAGUAGCUCGUUUUGAAAAAUUAUGUAAAUCAGCACAACCACAACGAUCAUCAUCAACUUAUGGUGUUCGUCCAUCACGUACAAAUCAAAAUAAUUCCAUGACUUCAUCAUAUGCACAUUUGAUUAGUUCAAAUAUCGCAGCUGAAUCAAGUUUACUUGAUGAAAAUGGUUUACCCUAUGUUGGUCAUUUACUUGCUUUUACACCUGAUGUUAUACAAGUAUUUCAAGAUGCAGCAAAAGCAAUUGAUGAAUCAUGUGAAAUUAAGAAACAAGCAAUGAGUAAUAUUAAAAAUGCAUUUAAUGAUGCAAAAGCUUAUUCAUUAACUGUUAAUCAAAGUAUCGCACAAAAACUUGCGGAUAUUAUUACAUUAGCACAACAUUUAACAAUAUCACUUGGAGAAAAUACUCUUGCUCAAAAUCGAGCACAACGUUGGUAUGAUGUAACAAUGAGUGCUCAACGUUCAAAUGCAGGUCCAAUUAGUUCAUCGGAUUAUAAAAUACCUGAACGUCUUGAUCGUCCUAUUAUUCGAACAUUUCAACGACAUCCAGGAAAUCAAGUACCUGAAGCUCAAAUAACUGCUAAAACAGCUGCUGAUCUUCUACGAGCAGCUGAAGAAACUAAACAACAAUUAAAAACAGUCAAAAUUGUUGGUACACGAUUACAAGCAAAUUUAGUUGAUAAAGAAGCUGCAUUAGGCGUUGAUGCACAUCUUCUUCGUCGACGACGAGAACAAUCUGAUCAUAAAUGGGGCGUCAACAAAUAUGUACACGUUUAA
Adineta steineri is the source of this 1581-nucleotide messenger RNA. Lineage: Eukaryota; Metazoa; Rotifera; Eurotatoria; Adinetida; Adinetidae. The record is from the annotation of a GenBank genome assembly.